Spirodela intermedia is the source of this 944-nucleotide messenger RNA. The record is from the annotation of a GenBank genome assembly. Lineage: Eukaryota; Viridiplantae; Streptophyta; Magnoliopsida; Alismatales; Araceae.
AUGUCGAUCAAGAUGAAGGGUCUCCUCAAGGGCCUGCGGUACAUCUCCCAGAUAUUCGGUACGUGAGUCCUCUGAUCUCCGUUUCGGGUUGCUUCUACGGCUGAACUGACCGGCCUCAGAUCUGAUCGCUGGAGCCCGCAGACUCGAAGGAGCAGGAGAUGCAGAUCGGCUACCCCACGGACGUCAAGCACGUCGCCCACAUCGGCUGGGACGGCCCCUCCGUCAACCCUCCUAGUUGGGUGGGUAUAGUUUCGACUUGUCCUUCUCUCUUCUGGUCCCGCCUUUUGACUCGUCUGAAGGUCUUCCUCGUUUGAUGAUGGCUCAGAUGAACGAGUUUCGAUCCGCGCCACUCAGCACGCUCGGCACAGAGGCUAUGACCGACCAGGCUCCGGCCCGGUUCUCUUCCCAGGGUCGGUGACCGACAGAUAUGGUCAACGUUUGAAAGCUGAAACCGAUUAUCCUCCCAGACUGACACGCAAAACGUUGAUGGUGCAGAUUUGGAUAGCGGUCAUGGCGGGUUCCACGACUCGCCGCUCCGGGAGCUCCCAGAUCAACUUGCCCCGAACCCGAGACGGCAAGCGUCGGCUGGCUCAGCCGUUGACUCGUCGAGCCAGUCGCCGGCCGUCCCAAAGCACUCCCGUCGCAACAAGUCCGCCACCGGAAUGCCCAUCGACUCGCCGGCGCGCGAGCUGCCGUUGACCCGGAGAAACGGAGCUAACUCCGCCCUCAGCACGCCGACCGACUCACCCACGGGGGACCUGCCGUCCAUCCCAAAGAUCGCCCGCAAGAAGAAGACCAGGACGGGGACGGCGGGGGCGGUCGGUGGCGGCGGGUCCACGAGGUCCGCGAAACUUAAGGCUCAGGCCACUUCGUCGGACGACGCGGAGGGCGGCGAGAAUCUCCCGGUGAUCAUAUCCACCCGGGCGGUCGAAGGGAUGAUGUAG